Messenger RNA from Hipposideros armiger (great roundleaf bat), 6646 nucleotides. It is a transcript of the gene KATNIP, whose product is annotated as katanin interacting protein. The coding region runs from base 1 to 4779 and encodes 1592 amino acids. NCBI's taxonomy places the organism in Eukaryota, Metazoa, Chordata, Mammalia, Chiroptera, Hipposideridae. The transcript is spliced from 28 exons. The record is from RefSeq and is a predicted model, not a curated record.
AUGGACGGUCAGACGCUGUGGAAGGCUGAGAGGAGCCGGUCCAGCUCGCGGGAGAAAAAGGAGGGUAACACUAAGGACAUGGUGACAGACUUUGAUGAGAAACAUGAUGAGUAUUUAAUAUUGCUUCAGCAGAGGAACCGGAUAUUAAAGCAUUUGAAAACCAAGGACCCCAUGCAGCUGAGGCUGGAGCAUCUGGAGCAGGGCUUCUCUGUCUACGUCAACGGGGCCAAUUCUAAACUGAGGACGUCGCUGCGGAAAGCUGUCCAUCCCGACUUCUCCAGAAGCGCCUCGCAUGCCGAGGGGACACAUGAUUACGGACAGAGAACCCUGCUUCGAGAAGCGGAGGAAGCUUUACAACGCCAUUCCCGGACGGCCCCCAGCAAGGUCCAGCGUCGAGGAUGGCACCAGAAAUCUGUGCAGAUCAGAACCGAAGCUGGCCUGCGGCUCCACAUCGAACCUCCUCUGGACCCUUCGGAAGAUUCUGAGCCACGUGAGGACUUGCCUGGCCAGGCAGAGGAUGCUUCUGUGGGUCGUCCACAGAACACAUACGGACAUCCCGAUCCUCCAAGCAGUGCAGACAGAGAAAGGAUCCUCCUGACCAUUGAGGAUGUGAUGGAGCUGAGAAAAAGCCUGGAACUCAGUGUCAGUCUGCAGAGGAAACAAAAGGAUUGUUCCAGUGAUGAGUAUGACUCCAUUGAAGAAGCCAUACUCUCGGAGCCUGAGCUUGAGGACCAGGCGCUGGUGGACCACCCCAGGCGUGACCCUGCUCUUCCCAGGGAGGACUCAGUGCAGAAGGACAUUCCUGAGGACCAGGGGACAGAAGGACGUCCUUCCCAGGGCCUGGACACCCUCGUGGUGCUGGAAUUUAACCCGGCUUCCAAAGGUCAUAAAAAGGAAAGGAAUUUGUCUGCUAAGCGGAAGGACGACGCUGAGGUCUUCAUUCCCAGCAAACCGGAGCAAAACCCGAAUCCCCCGCUGCGCACCGUGUGCCCAGACCAGGAGAGGCCAAGCUCAAGACCUGGGAACCAACGAGAGAGACCCCUGUCAGCAAUCCGGAAACCAGUGCUGGAGGCUGAGGACCCACAGGAAGCUGCCUCCGCUGUGCUCAGAGCCAUCCAGGUGGAGAAUGAAGCCCUGCACAGGGCAGUCCUGAGCAGAAGGGCCGAGCCCCCCGCCAGCCUGCUGCAGGACACGGAGAGAUCACCAGCCCAAUCACGGACCAGUCUGCUGAAGGAGCAGGAAGAGAGCCCUGAGCAUCUUCCCAUCACCGUGGCAACCAGUGCACCGGAGCCCUCCAGGGCAGCAGGGGGAGCCCUAGCUGUCAGUGAUGCCAUUGACAGAAUCUGCCUUUUGGGGAGCAGACAACAGCAAAAGCUUCUGGAAGUCCUCCAGGCCAUCGAGAGUGACUCUGCCCCCAUUAGCCAGGCCGUGUCCCCAACCAAAGAGCAAGUGCUGGACCCACAGGACACAUUGAGAAUGAGAGCAGACGCGCUGAAAGAUGCCAUCCAGGUGAAGGUGGAAGUUCUGUCCAACUGGGGGAACCCGUCAAGGGUGGGUCUCACGGAAGUCGAGUUCUUCGACCUGAACGACACCAAGCUGUACGUGUCGCCUCGUGACGUGGAUGUGUGGAGCAUGGACACGCCCGGGGACCUGGGCCUCCUGGUCAACCGGAACUUGCCUAGCAAGAAAGACCCCUCCUUGUGGACGUGCCCCUUCCACCCGCCGCUCAAGCUGUUUUUUGUCAUCCGCAACGUGAGACCACUGUGUGGCUUUGGUCUGGCCAAGAUCAAGGUGUGGAAUUACUGGAUGGCUGAUGGGGGUCUUGACAUUGGUGCCAAGCACGUGAAGGUUUAUGUCAACGAAAACCUCAUCUUUGAUGGCCAGUUGGACCAAGGAGGUGGGAAGGCCCCAGCUGACCAGAGCAUCCUGGUUGGCCCGAAAAACGAGAACGAGAGAACGGAGGACACCGUGAAUGCCCACUGGGAGGGAAGCAAAGAUGGCCGCACGAUGGCCAGCACAGAUGGGGACAAGGAGCUCAGUGUCACUGACGCGCAGCCAGCUGGAGCGGCCGUGGAUGUGAAGCCGUCUUCACCAGGAAAUUUAUUCGGUCAAAGGAUGAAUUCUCCUGACUGCAUCAAAGAGAGUUUGUCCAAACUGGAGGACGAUGUCAGCUUGUCAGCAGCCCCGGCCUCCAUGGGGGGCGUGCCCGCUGGCCCUCCCGCUGCGGCCCCUGUGGAAUGCCCUCUUCUUGACCAGGAGCUCUCGCUGAUACAGCAGCUGGAAAACCUCACUGGCAGAAAAGUCUCUGAGCCACCGGGGAAAACGCCAUCCUGGUUACAGCCUUCUCCCAUAGGGAAAGGCAGGGAGCAGGGAGGCAAGAAGCCAAAACCCCUCUGGCUGAGUCCUGAGAAACCGCUGGACUGGAGAGACAGGCUUCUCCCAGAGGACAUCCUUGGUGAGGGACCUGGAGAGAUGGAGGCCGGGGAGAAAGGCCCCAGGUGUGAGCAAGGGCGGGCGAGCAGCUGGAAUGUCACCUCGGGGGACAGAGCCCAGAGGGUGACCCCCAAAGUCUGCAGUGAUGACUUUGACAUCUUUAACCAGCCCGCCAACAGGGAGCGUCCUGCUAGUGGGAGGAGGGCCCUGAAGAACACCCCCAGCAGCGCUCAUGGCGACAACCAGCCAGCCGGCAGAGAUGGUGCCUGGUCCACCAGGACGCCACCAUGGCCCCGAUGGUGCAGCGAGCAGGAACUCACGCUGCACGAGUCGUGGAGCUCCCUUAGCGCCUUUGACCGCUCGCACCGGGGCCGCAUCUCCAACAUGGAGUUCCAGGAAGACAUCCUGGAUGAGUUCCUGCAGCAGCAGCAGAGCAGCCAGCACACUGACCAGCCGCCCGUCUUGAAGGAAGAGAAGCCGGAGCCCACGAAAAGGCAGGAUGACGGCGCCGCCGACAUGGGCGACGGGAGCGACUUUAAAAUCCCCGUCUUGCCUUACGGACAGCACCUGGUCAUUGACAUCAAGUCAACUUGGGGGGAUAGGCAUUAUGUCGGCCUUAACGGGAUAGAAAUCUUCAGUUCCAAGGGAGAACCAGUGCGAGUGGCAAACAUCCAAGCAGACCCCCCCGACAUCAAUAUUCUCCCAGCCUACGGGAGGGACCCCCGUGUGGUCACCAACCUCAUUGACGGGGUGAACAGGACCCAAGACGACAUGCACGUCUGGCUGGCCCCCUUCACUCCAGGCGAGCCCCACUCCGUCUCCGUGGACUUCAUGCAGCCCUGUCACGUUGCCCUGAUCAGAGUCUGGAAUUACAACAAAUCACGUAUCCAUUCUUUCCGCGGCGUGAAGGACAUUGAGAUCCUGCUGGAUGCACAAUGCAUCUUCAAAGGAGAAAUCGCCAAGGCCUCGGGAACCCUGACGGGAGCCCCAGAGCACUUCGGGGACACAAUCCUAUUCACCACCGACGACGACAUUCUCGAGGCCAUAUUCUGUUCGGACGAGACGUUUGAUGUGGAUGAGGAGAGUCUUUGCGGGCUGCCGUGUGAAGAGCCGCCGAGGCGGCCCAGCACAGCUGACGGCGAGAGGGACGAGCGGCCCUACACCCAGGCCGGCCUGGGGGCCGAGGACCUGGUUCCUGAACCAGAGCUGCCACCCAGCCCCUCCGUCCCCGAAGUCACCACUCCAGAGCCGGGUGUCUACAACGGGAUCUGCCUGCGGCUGAAUUUCACGGCCUCCUGGGGCGACCUCCAUUACUUGGGACUCACGGGCCUGGAGGUGGUCAGCCGGGACGGCCAGGCACUGCCCAUCCGCCCGCACCAGAUCUCCGCCUGCCCCAGAGACUUAAAUGACCUCCCCGAGUACACGGAUGACUCUCGGACCCUGGACAAGUACGUGUCUGCCAAAAUCGUCCAUGUCUCCCUGGACAGCCUGUGCAUCUCCCCUCCAGAGGGCUUUCUCAUCCGGAAGGGGCCGGGCAACUGCCACUUUGAUUUUGCUCAAGAAAUCCUCUUUGUGGACUAUCUACAGGCUCCACUGCUGCCCCAGCCGGCGCACAGGCUCGACACGAAAAGCCUGGAGCGGGCGAGCAUGGAGUACGAGGCACCCCUGAUGCCCUGUGGCUUCAUUUUUCAGUUUCAGCUGCUGACCAGCUGGGGCGACCCCUAUUACAUCGGCCUCACGGGCCUGGAGCUGUUCGACGAGCGGGGAGAGAAGAUUCCUCUGUCAGAAAACAAUAUCGCCGCCUUCCCCGACAGCGUGAACUCCCUGGAGGGCGUGUGUGGGGAUGUGCGGACCCCCGACAAGCUCAUCGACCAAGUGAAUGACACCAGUGACGGCAGGCACAUGUGGCUGGCUCCCAUCCUGCCGGGCCUGGUGAACCGGGUUUAUGUGAUUUUCGAUCUGCCUACCACGGUGUCAAUGAUCAAACUGUGGAAUUACGCGAAAACGCCCCAACGAGGGGUGAAGGAAUUUGGUCUUCUAGUGGACGACCUGCUGGUGUACAACGGGAUCCUGGCCAUGGUUGGCCACCUGGUUGGGGGCAUCCUGCCCACGUGCGAACCCACAGUGCCCCACCACACCAUCCUCUUCACCGAGGACACGGACAUUUGCCAGCAGGAGAAACACACCGCCGUCAGCUGCAGGCAGGUGGAGGACCAGGAUGUCCAGAUGAUGAAUGAAAACCAAAUAAUUACCAACUCGAAAAGGAAGCAGAGGGCCGUGGACCCAGCCUUACGCCCCAAAACCUGCAUAAGUGAGAAGGAGACAGUGAGACGAUGGUGGUGCUGACCGGGGAAAGAGGAAGAUGGAACUGGUCCUCGCAGCCAGCGUGGGGCUCCGCCACUGGCCGCCACUCAGCAUCCGUGCCCCCGCCCUCAGUCCUCAGUGGCCAGCCCAGACCCAGGGGCUAGAAGAGAACUGUGGUGUGAAGGGGAGCCCGCUGGGGAAAAGGGACUUGAGGGGUGGGCGACCUUGGAAAAGACAGCAGUUCCGGGCGGGAGGGUCCAAGGCUGCUGCUAUGGACCUGCCACCCUAUCCAGCAGGGAGCCCGGGACACCCCGCUUGGUGCGUCUCCCAUAAGAUCCAGCAAAGGAGGGCUGGUGUCCACUCAGGCCUAUCAUAGGUUGCCCGCUUCGGGCCUGGGCAGGGAGAUAGUUGGAGAGGCCUCCCAUCCAGCCCGGAGCCUGGCUGAGAGGGCAGGGGGACCAGGCCUCAAACACAGGGUGUGCUGGGGGGGCUCCGCCUUCAGAGACCCAAGCUGAGGCGCCAGCUCACCCUCCCCUACCCUCACACACACGGGCCUCAUUUGGGGGCUGGCGGGGCUACCUGAGAGGGUGGGACCCCCAGUGUCUAACAACGAUUGCUGCAACUCCCUCCCCCAUCCCAGACCUGCUGCUCCUGCAGGGGCCGCUGUCCGCUUGUCAAGCCUGAGAAGGGACUGGCCUAGGGCAUGUGUCCUGCUGAGGAAAGCAAGGGAGAUUGCCCACCCACUGUCCGGAGCGGGGCUCACCCUGGCAUGCCGGCACUGUCUCUGAGGCAUUGCCAGGCCCAGACAGGACCACAGGUGGGCAGCUUCAAACCCCAGAGGGCCCAUCCAGAUGUCCCCUGGCUGCAGGGGAGGCAGAGAACCAGCUCCACGACCCCACCCUCAGCCCCAGAGGCAGCCCUUCCUUCCACUCAGACUCUGGAGGGAGGCGGCCCUCAAGGCACUCCCUGCCGCGUCCCUGGGGUUGACAGCAGGCUUUUCUUGCUUUCUCCUUUUUGUCCACAUCUGUGCCCUUUGCCCUUGGAGUCCUGCAGUGAGGUUCUGGCUGCCCAGGCCCCACCCCUUCUCCCUCUCCCAGCAGCUUCCCAGCAAGUUGGAAAGGUGCCUCGCACCCCCAGCCGAGUGAAGCCCGGAACGCAUCUAUUUCCAUCUAUGUAACAAGCUCAGAUCAGGGACCUAAUUGGUUUCCCAGUGGUGGGUAAUUUCUUGUCCCGAUAUUAAUCCGCUGUUUUCCUGGCGCCCGGCCCGGCCCGGCCCGCUGCGAUACUGUACUCCAGGACUUUCCUAUGCGCCCCAGAGCCCUGCAAACGUUUUAUGAGCUUUGCAGCCUCCUCAUGCACGAGGGCAGCUGUGCAAAUGUGCUUUUCAUUUGGAGCGUGGGGUCGAUGUGAAUAUCAGGAAUUGUUUCUUCCUAAAAAGAUCCAUCAUUUCUAUAAUUUCCAAGCCCCUGCUUCUCUGCUCACCUCCCAGAUGUGACAAGCUCCCCCAAGGCACCCGGGCUCCCAGGAGAGCUGACUUGGGGGUGGGGGUGGGGGGCCUGAUCACACCAGCCCUUCGGAACCAACACCAGUGCGGUGGCUUUCAAGGGAGCCCAGCUGUCCAUUCCCACCCAAGGCACGAGUGCUGGUCACGUUUGUUGGGGAGAGUGCACGGAUGCCGAGCCCAUGCGCUCCUGGAAUCUCAGCAGAUAUUUAUAAUAUUGUAUGUACCCUGCAAUUUAGGAGGAAAGAAAGGCUGUACAGCUAUUAACUCUAAAAUAAAUUUCUAUUUUUUUUUCAAUUGCAAAAUCAGUAGAAGAUGUUAUUAAGAAUAGAGUUUGAGGGCCGGCCGAGUGGCGCGUUGGUUAAGAGCUGGCUUGGGACUCCAGAGGGCCCCAGUUCGGAUCCCACA